Aphis gossypii (cotton aphid) is the source of this 585-nucleotide messenger RNA. RefSeq lists its product as uncharacterized. The record is from RefSeq and is a predicted model, not a curated record. The transcript is spliced from 5 exons. NCBI's taxonomy places the organism in Eukaryota, Metazoa, Arthropoda, Insecta, Hemiptera, Aphididae. The annotation marks the transcript as partial.
AUGAGUAAAUGUGAAUUUCAUCAGUUAAUUUUAAACAAGUGUGGAACUUUACACCAACAAAAAAUGGCACUUAAAAAUUUGAGUUUAAAAACAAACGCAAAAUCAAAAAAACAAAAAGUAUCCAUGUCAUACACGAGUAGUCAAAAUACCGACGAUGAAGAUACUGUUGAACUUUAUGGUAGCCAAAAAAAUGAAAAAAGUCAAAUGCUGAAUUUAAAAAAAACCGGAGCCAUUAGAAAAGUUACCCCAAAAAAACAGAAGUUUCAGGCAUAUUUAUCAGAAUUAGAAAAAGAAUACCAUGGUAUAAGCAAUGAGGACUGCAUACGAAUAAAUAAAUCAGAAGGUGGAAAAUUUUGCAUUAAAAUACCCACAAGAAAAACAGGGAGUGAUUAUUUGGUAGUUACAAAAUAUAAAACAACAGAUAUGAAUAAAGUGGAACAAAAAGAUAGAUGGAAAACCUCUACGUUUACUGAAAAAACUUUCGUGGAUGAAAAAGUGAAAAUAGACAAUGCAAUCCUAGUGGCAUUUAAUCAUUUACAAGAUUUAUUAAUGGAGAAAUGUAUGAUAAAUGAUAAUAAAAAAAUU